GAAACUGUCAAGCAGCAACACAGGAGCACAAGGGUUCUACCCAGAUGUGAUGCCAGAACCAAAGCUUGUGCAGCAGAGAUUGCACCCAACAAGGCUCCAGAAAAGCUUCAGUAUCACCUCAGAAAAAUAUAAUGACAUCAUCUCCAAAAGUUCUCAGAUCAGUUCAGGAUCUCCUGCUCGAUACCAGCUGAGAACAAAGACAGAAGAGAUCGGUACUCUGACCAGAAAGACUGUUGGUGAACAAAAUCUGAACAAGAUAAACAAAACCAUCUUACUUGUUGGUGAAAGAGGAACAGGGAAAUCUGCUCUGAUCAACACUCUGGUCAACUACGCCAUGGGAGUAGAGUUUGAUGACGACAUCUGGUCUGAGAUCGUAGAGGAGGAGAAGAGAAGUCAGUGUGAUAGUCAGACAUCUGAUGUGAUCGUGUACGAGAUCUUUGACUUUAAAGAAAACACUCUGCCCUACUCUCUGACCAUCAUUGAUACUCCUGGAUAUGGAGACACCAGAGGGAUCGAACAUGAUGACAUCGUCAGUCACAGAUUAUUGGACCUGUUCCGCUCAGAAGAAGGAGUUCAUGAAAUGAAUGUAGUGGGUCUGGUGCUGAAGGCGUCAGAGAACCGUCUGAGUGGCCGACUGAUGUACGUCUUUGAUUCGGUCGUUUCUCUGUUUGGAAAAAACCUGGAGAACAACAUCGUCACUCUCAUCACUCACUCAGAUGGAGUUGCACCUGAAAAUGCUCUCAAGGCUCUUGAUUCUGCUGACAUUAAAUGUGCCAAAAAUGAGAAGAAUCAUCCUGUUCACUUCCUGUUUGAUAACUGCCAGACCCCACAGAGAACUAAGGGGAAUAAGGCAGCUUUAAGGAAUGCAUGGGAAAUUACAAAGGGACAAACGGGUCAGUUCGUGAACUUCCUGGAAAAAUGUGGACCUCAAAAACUGGAGAAAACUGUGCAUGUGUUGAAUGAGCGCAUCAGAAUGACAGAAUGCAUCCAGAAGCUGCAGGAGAGAAUCAAGUUGAUCGAACAUAAACAGACUGAGAUCAAACAGACAAGAGAAGCUCUGAAGAAACAUGAACACGAGAUGAAGAAGAAUAAAGAGUUCACUGUAGAAGUGGAUGAGGUCUACAAAGAGAAAGAAACUAUCAGUGGUGGGAUGUGGUGGUUGUUUUUUAAUAAAGGAGCUGUGACCUGUAAUGUCUGUGAAGAGAACUGUCACUAUCCAUGCACAAUGGCUCGAGGUCCUGAAGGCUGUGACAUUAUGAAAAACGGGAAAUGCAGUGCUUGUAAAUGUCCUGCAUCAGAUCAUGUGAAAGAAAAGGAGAUCUAUGUCAACAAGACAAGAAAAGUUGAGAAGACUCUACAAGGCAUGAAAGACGAGUAUGAAGAGAAUAAAGCAGAAGGUGAGAAGAAGUCGAGUCUCCUGGAAAAUCUAGAAAAGGAAAUGAGAGAGCUGACGGCAGAGAAGACCAGUUUGCUCGAAGAAUCCUACCAACAUGUCGUCAGGCUGGAGCAGAUCGCCCUGAAUGUGGAUUCACUGACCACUCAGGUCCACCUGGACUUCCUGACUGAGAAGAUGAAGGAGAGAGGAGACACAGAGAAGAAACAGAAACUGGAGGAGAUGAGAAGUCGAGUGGAUGAAAGAACCAGGGCAGGACUGAGGUAUAUGUUAAGUAAACAAGCAGCAGCUGGGAAGGCAGGUAAAGAAAUGAUGAAUUAGGUGAAAACAUCAUUCUGACGUGUCGUUUGUCGUCACUCUUUAAACAUCAAAAUGUUAGACUGUAACUGUUGCAUCAUUGUGUUCACAUGGACUUAACAUGGACUUCAGUAAUCUGGUUACAGUCGACUUUCUGCAGUAAUCUGAUUUCUUCAACUGGAUAUGAGAAACUUGGUUUCCUAGCUACGUUUCUCCAAUAAUUACUUCAUCCAAAGUCAGAGUCACCUCUACAAGACUUACAUCACUAAAGCCCCAGUGCAGAAGGAGAACUUGGUGUAAGUAGAAAGCACUACAGUUAUUCAGUAAGUGAAGGAGAUCAGGUAAAGUUUAUAGUUAGAGCUAGUCAGACAUGUGGAGGUGUUAGGAGAGGAGGUGCUCUCUGAAGAGAGGAGUUGUCAACAGAUUCUUGAAGAUACAGAUGGACCCUCUGCUCUGAUAGACUCUGGUAACUUGUUCCACCGUCAGGAACCACAGACCAGAACAGUCUGGACUGACACUGUCUUAUGUGCAGUAGGAUAAGGCUGAAUGACUGAGUUCAAGCAGAUGGCGCAGAUCCAGAAGUCACUCUGAAGGCAGCUUUAAUGACUUGAAUUAGAUUCGUGCAAUGAGCAGAGUGAAUUCACUAUAUUGUGUUGUUCCACAUGAAAUCACGUCCUGAUUGAUGCAGUUUUCUGUGAAUCCUGAAUAAAAUCUGCUUGAUGAAAAGAG
Molecule: messenger RNA, 2419 nt
Organism: Seriola dumerili (greater amberjack)
Lineage: Eukaryota; Metazoa; Chordata; Actinopteri; Carangiformes; Carangidae
Exons: 3
Coding region: 50-1714 (554 amino acids)
Molecular function (GO): GTP binding
Source: RefSeq, a predicted model, not a curated record